CGGAUUCCAUCGGAUCCGGCAGCCCCGCUCGCCCCCAUCGGAGUAGUCUCGAAGCGUCCGGAAGUCUCCGUCUCCGCCUCCUCUCACCCUCUGCGUGGCCUUCUCCUCUAACCGUCCUCCACAGAGUUCGCGGGCGUCCCGAUUGGCAGCUACGGGCAUCCGCCGGCGAUCAGAAGGGUUGACAGACGAAUCAUUCCUUGCAUCGAGAAGAGGAGAUGGUGGUGAUCGAGCCGGAGCCCGAGGCCGAGGAGACGCCGCGCCCCUCGUCCCCGCCGGCGCCGGCGCCGGCGCCGGCGUCGGAGUUCCCAGUCGGCGUCGAGGCGGCAAGGGCGGAGGGGCCAGAGGAUUCCUUCGAGGACGCGCUCACUGACGAGCAGAUGCGGGAGAAAACUAGAAUCCAAGCAAAUGAUGCAAAAACAGAAGGAAACAAGCUUUUUGCUGCUGGACAAUUUGGGGAUGCAUUAUCACAAUAUGAGAUUGCGUUGCAAAUUGCUGCUGAGAUGGAAUCUGCUGAAGAUAUAUGCUCUGCAUGCUAUUCGAAUCGUGCUGUAUGCUUCUUGAAGUUGGGCAAGUAUGAAGAAACAAUCAAAGAAUGCACAAAAGCACUUGAUCUGAAUCCUUCAUACUUGAAAGCCUUGCUCCGGAGGGGAGAAGCACAUGAAAAGCUUGAACACUAUGAUGAAGCUAUUGCUGAUAUGAGAAAAGUCAUUGAACUAGAUCCUUCAAAUGAACAAGCUAAGAGAUCGCUGUUCCGACUUGAGCCACUUGCUGCUGAGAAAAGGGAAAAGAUGAAGGAAGAGAUGAUAGCAAAGCUGAAGGACUUGGGGAACUCUGUGCUUGGGCGCUUUGGGAUGAGCGUCGAUAAUUUCAAAGCUGUUAAAGAUCCAAACACAGGCUCAUACUCCAUGUCUUUCCAGAAUAACACGGGGUGAUGAUUUUAUACUGAAUACUAAUGAAUAUUGGUGUGCUGUGCAUACUGAGUGUCUCUGGGCUCCCUUGAAUCUUCAUGGCAAUUCCUCAAGUUACUUCAAAUUGGUGGUUUACAGGUGGAGCAUGUUUUAUCCUUUGGCGCGUAGCGUACCUGUUACAAAAUUAUUAGAGAUGGUUUUCCGACUUCCCAAGUGCGACCUUUGGUCACACGCAUUUGCUAAGCUGGAUUUUCUAUUGCACGAAGUUGUUACGGAACUGUUUGCCAUGGAACUGUUUCAUUAUAUUUGACCAAAUUUUGUAUGUAUGUGUGCAUCACCUCUGAAAUUGUUUGGAAAUAUGCCAAGCUUGUAGA
Molecule: messenger RNA, 1282 nt
Organism: Brachypodium distachyon (stiff brome)
Lineage: Eukaryota; Viridiplantae; Streptophyta; Magnoliopsida; Poales; Poaceae
Product: tetratricopeptide repeat protein 1
Exons: 5
Coding region: 216-932 (238 amino acids)
Molecular function (GO): protein binding
Source: RefSeq, a predicted model, not a curated record